AUGGACUUUUCGUCUGUGGACGUUGCGACCUACACACCCGUAAUUCUGUUGCACGGCUUACUGGGAUCUAAGCGAAACUUUUCUACUGUAGCUCAGUCGCUUGCGGUGCAGCUGGAAAAGAAACGGCGUAUUGUAGGUCUGGACUUGCGCAAUCACGGUACGGUUCGGAGAAGUGAAAUGAAUUACCGGAAUAUGGCGAGUGACGUCUUGCACUGGAUGGACUCGCACAACAUGCCGAGCGCCAUCUUGGUCGGCCACUCUAUGGGUGGCAAGGUCGCCCAAGCUAUUGCUCUAUUGGAGCCUCAACGCGUCGAAGGACUUUGCGUCCUGGACAUUGCCCCCGUGACCUACACUGCGGAUGAACCGCACUGGAAAGCGGUUCAAGAUAUUGUCCACGUGUUGCAAACGAUCGAGUUGAAAUCCGGCGUGACGAAACGAUCUGUUGACGAGCAGCUGCGGGUGGAUAUUCCAGAUCCAGCAUUGCGAGCCUUUUGUUUAACCAACAUUGAUUUUACGACGGGUCGAUGGAAAAUUCACUUGGACGCCAUUGCCUCGCAAUUGGAGCGCUUGGCUGGUUUUGACGUCGACGACUCCCUGCAGUACGAAGGCGACACCUUUAUUAUUCAUGGGCAGCAAUCGCGGUUUGUUCGGCACGCCUACAUGGACACAAUUCGGUCGUACUUUCCCAAUCACAUGUUGACAACGAUACGUGGUGCUGGACACUGGGUUCACGCCGAAGCACCCGAGGACACAACAGCGUUGCUCAAGCGAUUUUUGGAUCGGUAGCGAGAUGUUCGACCAGAGCACACUAUCCUCGUGACAAUAGAACCUAACCAGUGAGUGGUAUUGUAUGUAU
Molecule: messenger RNA, 856 nt
Organism: Phaeodactylum tricornutum CCAP 1055/1
Lineage: Eukaryota; Bacillariophyta; Bacillariophyceae; Surirellales; Neidiaceae
Exons: 2
Coding region: 1-786 (261 amino acids)
Source: RefSeq, a predicted model, not a curated record